GUGUCAUUUUGAUCUCCUGAAGAAGAGUGAUAAAGUUCUGAGAGAGCUGAAGAACUUGGAUGCUCAGAAAUGUCGAGAGACACACAAGAUUGCUGUGAUAUACAUCGCUGCUGGCCAGGAGGACAAGAAUUCUAUAUUGAGCAACAACUCUGCCAGUCGGGCUUUUGAGGACUUUGUUGCUGGCCUUGGUUGGGAGGUGGAUCUGGAAACCCAUCAAGGAUUCAUGGGUGGACUUCAGCAGAACCGAACCACAGGCAACACUGCUCCCUACUGGGCCAGCUCUACCUGUGAGGUGAUCUUUCAUGUCUCGACACGGAUACCAAGCGUAGGCAGUGACUGGCACAUCAAGAUGCGACAUCUGGGCAAUGAUGAAGUGCACAUUGUCUGGUCCCUGAAACACAGGCAGAGAUUACAGAAGGGGAAAAUUUCCCACCCACAAAUUUGGAGACAUCAUCAUUGUUAUCUACCCUUUGUCUGCUGGUCUCUACAGGAUUCAGAUUGA
Candidula unifasciata is the source of this 502-nucleotide messenger RNA. The record is from the annotation of a GenBank genome assembly. Lineage: Eukaryota; Metazoa; Mollusca; Gastropoda; Stylommatophora; Geomitridae.